Molecule: messenger RNA, 4612 nt
Organism: Ictidomys tridecemlineatus (thirteen-lined ground squirrel)
Lineage: Eukaryota; Metazoa; Chordata; Mammalia; Rodentia; Sciuridae
Source: RefSeq, a predicted model, not a curated record
CGCCACAGCUUAGCAGUGCUUAAUAGGUGCUCUACUUAGGGUGGCCUUACAUCAUACAUCAAAGUGCAUUUAAUCUUUCUGGAAACUCACGGUGAAGGCCAGUGUUUCUUGUGGAGCCAUUAUGUGUCAGGGACUAUUUUCUGAUCUAUUGAUCCGUUACCCGUCAGGUAUCAGUAGGUGUGAGCAUACGUAUUGUUCACCAGAUGUCUACAUUACCUUAUGCUGGGCAGGUGUGAAUUGUGGUCUGUGGGAGCCCAGGAAAGGUGCUUGUCUCUGAGGUCAGGCCGGCAGCAGUGCUGAGCUGCGGAGGCUGAGCCAAGACUCCAAGGGCUUAGUGACAGGGCUCCUGUCCUUGCAUGGUAAAAACAGCUGGCAUUCAUGGUGCCAUACUGGGAAGGCUCCACAGAAUGGAAGGUGGCCAGGACACAGUGAACCACAGAAUUACCCCCUGUACAUCCGCAGCACCCCCAUGGAGAGUGAGCUGAAGUUUCACUACAUGGUGCACACCUCCCUGGAUGUGGUAGAUGAGAAGAUCUCCACCAUGGGGAAGGCCCUGGUGGACCAGAGGGAGCUCUACCUGGGCCUGCUGUACCCAACAGAGGACUACAAGGUAUACGGCUACGUGACCAACUCCAAGGUGAAGUUUGUCAUGGUGGUGGAUUCCUCCAACACAGCCCUUCGAGACAACGAAAUCCGCAGUAUGUUCCGGAAGCUGCAUAACUCCUACACGGAUGUGAUGUGCAACCCCUUCUACAACCCUGGGGACCGCAUCCAGUCCAGGGCCUUCGACAACAUGGUGACGUCCAUGAUGAUCCAGGUGUGCUGAGCAGGACUCUGCCCUGAGGAGACGCUGUGCCGAGCUGUUUAGAGACUUCUGUUUCUGUCCUUUCUGUCCCGGGGGCGGGUUGGGCUGGUGCGGGUGCCUCCCCACUAAAGGCCUUUUGAGGUGAGAUGCGCUGGGUUCUUCUCUCUCAGCAGAGGGCUCUUGCUGAGUUCCCCUGUAGCAUCAGGGGGGGCUGUGGCCACAGCAGGAGGUGCAGGGAAGGGGCAGGGGACAGGAGGUCAGCCUCUGCCUCUCACCUCUGGCUGGGGCCUCCUGUAGGCUGGACGGCCCAGAACCAGCCUCAAGGGUGGAGGCGUGGGUAACUGCCCACACCUUCAGGAGCCCGAAGGGCUCUGGGUGUGGGACUUCUCUCCCCUCCUGGACACCCACCUGGACUCUGCUGUGGGCACAAUUCCCGACUUGCCCCUGCUUCCUGACCACAGAGCCUUCCCUCCUGCUCCUGCCAAGGUGGUCAGCAGAGGCGUCCAGGCUGCUGCUCCAGCCCCUGGCUUCCCUGAGCCCUCUGCAGCCAGAGGCCACAUGGCAACCCUGGCUGUGACCAGGAGGGGGCAGCACCUUCUCAUCUGGUGGCUUUUGUCAUUCAGUGGCUUGUCUGAGAGGUGAGGGUCUUUUUUUUUGGUACUGGGGGUUGAAGCCAGGGGCACUUUACCGUAGAGCCACAUCCCAGCACUUUUAAAAAGUUCUUAUUUGGAGACAAGGUCGCACUAAGUUGUUGAGGGUCUCGCUCAGUUGCCCAGACUGGCCUUGAACUUGGCCUCCUGAGUUGCUGGGGUUCUUAGUGUGCCCUGUUCCCUGCUGUUCUUUCUUUUUAUCUUGGGGUCCUGGAGGUUUAAAUGCCUUUAAAGCCAGUGGCUUCCUGAGCCCUGGCGCCCCUCUGAGCCCUGCCCUCCUGCGCAUUGUGUCAGGACUCGCAGGGCCCAGGAGGGCCUGGGACGGGUGUGUUGACGGCCCCUCGGCUGCAGUGGUGUGGAGGUGAGCUGCUUCUCCUGGUCUUUGUACUACUCCCAGUCAGCAAGAAUGGUGCUGAUUUUUUAAAAAAAUACACGAGAAGAAAGCCCUAGGCCCUGGUCACCGGGGGAACAGGAGGACCUGGAGAGGCCUGGAGGUGCAGUGAGCGAUGGCUAACUCUGACGUCCUGGCCCCAGGCUCUCCUGGGGCCUUUGGUCUUCAGCAAGAGGCUUGUGUUUGGAGAGGGAGGACAGGACGGAACGGACGGCAGCCCAUGGAGGCACCCUGGUUGGCCUUCAGUGUUGGCUGUGGUCGGGACAAAACAAAGUGCAUGUGCCCGACGCCCCUUCUCCUCCCUUCCCAGCAGAACCCCAGCUUUACUGGAGCCUGUUGGCCAGAGACAGCAGUCCCCCGCUCUGGCUCAGCAGGACAGGUCUUCCAGGCUUCGAGAGCUUGCCAUUGCAAUAGAGCCGCAGGUUGACAGCUGACAGCUGCAGGUUGCUUGAACUCAGGUUCAAUCUGAGCCAUGUCCCCAGCCCUAUUUAGAGACAGGGUCUCACUGAGUUGCUUGGUGCCUCGUCGUGGCUGAGGCUGGCUUUGAACUCACCAUCUCCCCGCCUCAGCCUCCUGAGCUGCUGGGAUUCCAGGCGGGCAGCACCACACCUGACAGGAGAGCCACAUUUAUAAGGGGGUUCAGCUGGCUAUGGAGUAUCCUUCACCAUGUCCUAUCUGGAACAUUGGUGUGAUGGCUGGAGCUCAGAUAAUCCUUCUAAGGGCAUGAGGACAAGAUUCAUGCUCUGAGGAUGGGGAUCAGUGCUCACUGGGCCUGGACCUGGCUGGCAUGUGGCCCUGGACUGUUUACCUUCAGCUUUUUUCAUGUAAGAAAACAAAACAGACUCCUCUUGUUCAAGCUGCUGCGUGGGUGUUCUGUCAGGGUGGCCAGACCACUCCUGAGUGUGCUUCAUGCGAGGGGUUUUCCCCGCGUUGUUAGGUGGCUCCCCAUCUUAAGCUCUGGAAGGCCAGAGUCAGGACUGAGCUGCAGCAGGGUCCACUCACUCUGCCCUGAGGCCAGCCCUACCCGAGUGCCACCUGGCGGCUCUCCAGGGCUGCUCCCUCAGCCUCCCUGUUAGAGGCCCACCCUGUGUGGCCAGAGCCACUUCCACGCAGCGGCAGAGCUGGAAGCCACGCUGAAGGGGGCCGUCAUCAGCCCCCGCCCCCAGCCUGUGCAGGUCCCCAGGAGUGUGCUGCCUCAGGCCAGAAGACUGGUGGGCACCCAGACGGAAGGCAGCCCCUGGGCCCUGGGCAGGGAGGGUGGGAGGAUGGCCGGCCCGAGCCCCCCCACCGAGUGAGCCUGCUGCAGCCCCUCCCCCAGGGGCCCGCGGGCUCCUCUCUUGGCAGGACCUUGACCCUCAGCCUCUGGGGCCCCACCUUCUGGGUGGGCCUGCAGCCCUGAGUCCUCCCUGGAGCCAGGUGUACCUCCCUCCAGGACGGGCCACUUGCAGACUGCACUGCCCAUCGGGUGGAGCAGACCCAGGCCAGCUGGACGUCUGACUCACCAGACACAGGGGCCUAAGGAGUCGGAGCUGCGCUAACACGUCCCCCGGGUGGCCUUGAAGCAGCUCCUGCUCUGGCGCUUCCUGGCCCCUAGACUGGGGGGUCACUCCGGCUCUCCCUCUGCCUGUCCCGUCUGGUGUUUCUGGGCUCAGUGUCAUGUGUCAUUGAAUCACUGAACCGAGGGUCGAAAGUCCAGGAGAACCUCAGCUGGAGGCCUUUUUCCCCUGUACCAGGGGUUGAACCCAGGGCGCUUUCCCACUUAGCCACAUCUCCAGCCACCCGCCCCCCUGCUUUUUAAUUUGUUUUAUUUAGAGACAGGGUCUAAGUUGCUUAGAGCCUCACUAAGUUGCUGGGGCUCGGCCUCCAGAGCCCUGGAUCACAGGCCUGCGCUGCUGUGCCCAGCCUGUUUUUGUUUUGAGAGGUGGUCCGAGUUACCCAGGCUGCCUCACAUGCCCCAUCCUCCUGCCUCAGCCUCUUAAGUAGCGGGUUACAGGUGUGCACGUCAUGCUGCACAGAAAGAAAGUCUGAAAGUGUGUUGAAAGGUUUCUGGAUUACUCAGGUGUGACGGCCACACCUGUGAUCCCAGCUGUGACUCUGUCCCAAAAAAUAAACAGGACGGGGAUUGAGCAGUGGUAAAGUGCCCAAGGCUUAAUCCUGUUCAAAAAAGACUUUCCAGGGGCUGGAAUGGAGCUGUGGCUCAGUGGUAGAGCGCUUUCCUGCUGCAGGUGAGGCCAUGGGUUCAAUCCUCAGCACCACAUAACAACAAAAGUGAAGGCAUUGUGUCCAUGUACCACUAAAAAUGACCGAAAAAAGAGACAGGACUUUCCAAAUGAGUUCACACCGACGGAUUUUGGAGGUUGGGACGUGGCCCUGUUUGGGGCACCACUCCCCUUGCUGGAAAGGCCAGCGCUGACCCAAGAUUACGAGGGGGCCGUGGGCACAGGUCCCCGGCAGCGAGAGCCUUUCCUGCAGGAUGGAAGACCCACUGCCUGGCCCUGCUCCCUGUGGGCUCUGGGCACAGAGGGCCCAAGUGGCAGCUUUCUCAGGACACGGUGCCCAGGGGGUCUCCACUUCUGCUUCCUGACCUGACCAGGUGGACCUAGGCCAGGUGCCUCGAGGGGCCAGUGUGCCCUGGCCCUCAGCCACAUCCCACGGCGCCCUCUGGAGUCCGCCCGGAGGAGCACGCCCAGUGAACUAGGAGGCAGGAGACCUGUCGUCAGUGCUUUUAAAAUACUCAGAUUUAAUAUAAUUUAUGCUUUAUUCUAA